Striga hermonthica is the source of this 834-nucleotide messenger RNA. Lineage: Eukaryota; Viridiplantae; Streptophyta; Magnoliopsida; Lamiales; Orobanchaceae. The record is from the annotation of a GenBank genome assembly.
AUGGAAUGGUCCCAACCACAAAUGCAAGGUGAUUUGGUGACUCCCAGGGCAGGUCAUUCCGGUAUUGCAGUUGAAGGAAAUUGGUUUAUAGUUGGUGGUGGAGAUAAUAAAAGUGGUGCGCUGGAAACCAUCAGUAUAAAUAUGUCUAAACUUGUUGUGUCUAUACUGACUAGUGUAAAAGAAAGAGACCCACUAGCUAGUGAGGGAAUUAGCAUUUCUUCAGCAUCACUAGGUGGUGAUACGUUUUUGAUAACUUUCGGUGGCUACAACGGGAAGUAUUUCAACGAGGUUUUUGUUAUGAGGGUCAAACCAAGGGAUUCACUAAGUCCUAAGCUAUUGCAAUCACCAGCGGCUGCUGCUGCUGCUGCUUCAGUUACAGCUGCAUAUGCAUUGGUAAAAUCUGAGCCAUUGGAUAUGACUGAAAAUGAUGAUCCAAAUUCUAAAGUAAUCGCCAUAGAUACCACUCAGCAGAAUCUUUCUGUACAAAUCAAUUCAAUGAGAGAAGGCAAGAAGGCCUUGGAGUUGUCACUUACCGAGAUAAAGACUGAGAACUCUGCCAUCAAGGUUAAGAUUGAAGAAGUUAAUGGAAAUUAUGCUGAGCUGUCCAAGGAACUUCAUUCAGUGCAAGGACAACUGGUUGCUGAGAGAUCAAGAUGCGCCAAAUUAGAGGCACAAAUAGGGGAGCUACAAAAAAUGCUUGAAUCACUGCCAUCAUUAGAAAGAGAGGUUGAGUCCCUUCGGUCUGAAAAAUCUGCAUUCGAACGUGAUUUGGAGCUUGCUGCAUCUGUCCAGACACAAAGGUCUGGUGGUGUUUGGAAAUGGGUUUCUGGUUGA